This is a messenger RNA of Penicillium cinerascens, 1398 nucleotides long. RefSeq names its product putative C6 transcription factor. The record is from RefSeq and is a predicted model, not a curated record. Gene Ontology annotation, molecular function: DNA-binding transcription factor activity; transcription cis-regulatory region binding. NCBI's taxonomy places the organism in Eukaryota, Fungi, Ascomycota, Eurotiomycetes, Eurotiales, Aspergillaceae. The transcript has 2 exons. Gene Ontology annotation, cellular component: nucleus. Bases 1 to 1398 code for a protein of 465 amino acids. Gene Ontology annotation, biological process: positive regulation of transcription by RNA polymerase II.
AUGGAUGACCCGGUCCCUCCAAUUCUUCCUAACGGGAGAAUAUCCGACUCAUUCAACAGCGCACCGCCAUUAUUCGAAGACGAAGCUUUCCUAUCCCCCGGCACAUUCUCAAGCGCGGACGAAUACGCUGCUAACCCGCGCUUCCUCGAAUUACAAGAAGAGCUGCGCUGCGUGCUAUUCUCUGCAGUCGCAAGUCUUGAACCUAGCACAUAUAUCUCACCAGCACCCUCGGAUCCACUAGAUGGCCCUGGUCCACGUGCAUCACGGCAGAGUCUUGAUUUCACACGGGUAUCAAUCCCAAAAAUCCGACUGAUUUAUUAUCUCAAGAACUGGAUAACCGAGUGCGCACCGUACUUGGAUAAAUUCGACGAGGCGCGCCAUUUUGGAGUUCACAUUCCCAUCCUGGCGCAACGAUCUCCGACUUUAUUCUACGCCAUCCUUGCUUUCUCUGCCCGGCAGACUGAGCGAAAAGCAUGUCUUGAUAAAGCUUACGACAGCCUGGAGCUCUACCAAGAGUCCAUCCGCCUCUUGACACCAUGCCUUCAAGCCAAAGACCCGAAUGUCCUAGUGACAGUCUGCAUCCUCGCAGUAAUGGAACUAAUGUCCGUGAGUCCGCGAGACUGGCGUCGACACGUGGAAGGGUGCGCGGCAUUAUUCGACUCGUUUAACGUGAAUGGCCUAUCAGGGGGGCAUCUCCAAGCUGUCUUCUGGUGUUACGCGCGGAUGGAGCUAUGCGGCGCGAUCAUCUCCAAUGGUGCCGAGAGCACGGUUCUCGCACUUGAAAAAUGGGUACCAGCGAUGCCGGAAACAUCAUCCCCAAAAGAAAGAGAGGGUAUGAUUCGCGACCUAUUCUGCGCGAAGGGUCGCGUGAGUCCGGACAUGCACGCCAAUUGGGCCGUGUACCUAUGCGCCAAGACGUGCGAUCUUGCAUGUCGGCAGACAAGACACCUAGAGCUGGGCGAGAUGGUCGACGACGAGCGACCAUUCAGCGAACAAUGGAACACUCUCUGGGAUGAACUCCAAUACUGGCUCGAGACACGACCUCCAGCCUUGCUCCCAAUCAAAACUACAGGAAUAGGAGGCGGACAAAUCUUUCCCGAAAUUCUGUUCGCGCACUGGGCGGCUAUCUCGGGGAACCAGCUGUAUCACGCAUCUUGUAUCAUGAUGCUAGAUAUCAGGCCAAUGGAAAUGACUUUGCCAACGGGAAAACCACAUUACUCGGCGAUUUGGCAUGCAAGGAGGGUGUGUGGGAUUUCGUUGACGAAUCCGCACAGUGGGAAUCUGAUUAAUGCGAUUCAGCCGCUAUAUAUUGCGGGGAAGCUACUCAGUCAUCAUAGAAACCACUGGUUGGGGGGCGUUGUGGAGGCUGAAGGAUCUCGAGAGGGCUUGGGGCUAUGA